Messenger RNA from Vespula vulgaris, 4341 nucleotides. RefSeq lists its product as uncharacterized. Bases 1088 to 2299 code for a protein of 403 amino acids. NCBI's taxonomy places the organism in Eukaryota, Metazoa, Arthropoda, Insecta, Hymenoptera, Vespidae. The transcript is spliced from 8 exons. Gene Ontology annotation, biological process: negative regulation of TOR signaling; negative regulation of protein kinase activity; neurotrophin TRK receptor signaling pathway. Gene Ontology annotation, cellular component: cytoplasm. The record is from RefSeq and is a predicted model, not a curated record.
GUAUUCAUAAAUCAGUGUAUAUUUUUAGUGAGUACUUUUGGUGUUUCUCUCCAAGAUCCGUAAAUACAUAUGAUAUGUAUUCCUAUUUUUCUUGCAUCGCUUAUUCUAAUUAUAUCAUAGACAUUUUGUAGAACUAUUAUCGUGAAAAUAACGAAGAAAAAAUUAAUAAAUAUUUAUAUAAAAGCAAAAUAGAGUUAUUUAAAACAGACCGAUAAAAACUUUUCAUAAAACCAAAUCUUUAUGAUACACUUGUCACUAUAUCUUUUAAAAUAAAUCCUAUCAUAAAAACCGAUAUGAUAGGCAAAUAAAGCGAGUAAGACAAAAGUCGCGUUCAAAAAAGAGUGAAAAUUAUAUUUAAUCCGGAAAUAUUGUUGAAAUAGAAUUAGCUUAUCUUCAUUUAAUUUUCUAUCUCACUUGCGUUCACAUUCUCUCUCUCUCUCUCUCUCUCUCUCUCUCUCUCCCUCCUUCUCUCUCUCUUCCCCCUCUCUCUCUCCCCCUUUCUCUUUCUCGCUUUCUCUCUCUUUCUCUCUUUCUCCUUUCCCUCCCACACUCUUCUCAUUGCUCUUUCACUGUAAUACCCGUAUGGAAAAUGUUAAGAAAACAACACGCAUGAAAGAAGACACUCAUUUAUAUACACGUACGUACAUCGGUCGUGUAUACGUGUAUAAGAGUUUAGUGAAGAGCGGAGUGGAGGGGAAGAACGAAUCGUGUAUUCCCACACGUGUGUGAAAAGCUUCGCAUUGCUCCGGCAACUCGCACACUGUGCGUUGACCUACUGUUUCGCUGUUCGAACACGUAUAUAUCUGUCUCUGUUCUGUGUAAACUACUGGCAAUUUUUCAAUAACCAAAUACCGGAAUAUCGAUAGAAAUCAGAGGAAUCGUUUGUUGAAUGACAUUGCAUGAAAAUUAUCGUAGAAAAUUAAAGGAAAACCGGUACGAGCUAUAGCCGAAGAGGAUAUAUUUUAUUCGGUAAAGAAGUUUCUUUGUUAGCACUGAUCAUCGCACUGAGGGGGAUACAUCGAAACAGAGGAAAUUCCUUUUUCUCGAAGGAAAAGUUAACCGUUUUAAACGGAAAAUCUUGUAUAAAAUGCACGCCACUUGUAAGUGCUUGAAUGUUUCUAUAAGAUCUAAGGGAAAUGAAUUAAAAAGACUUCCAAUCGACGAAAUUGAACUGACCGAUCACGAAAGGGCCGACGCUUUCUUUCGAGAGGAACUUGCAACAAUUAAAGAUUUGGAAGUUAUUACUAAAGAACAACAAGGUUUAGUGGAAAUAAGAAAUGUUGGAACUUGGAUUAUUCAUCGUUGUCUCAAUUGUUCAAUAUAUACUCAUGCCGUACAUAGGGAAUAUGGUGCUGCCUUAGUUCUCAUUAAUAUUAACAUGAUUACCUCAUCAGAAGAAAUAGAACGAUUGAAAUCUAAUAUUGAUUAUAGUAAUGUCUUCAGAAUAGUAAUUGAUCGAAGUACUUUUGAUGAUCUUGAUUAUUUGCAACCACCUAAUAAAUUUUCUGUAUCACAAUUAUUAAGUGCUACACAAGUGGCAUUGGGUUGUCUUCAUCAACAACUUGAAGAAGCUGUACAAAGGCAAGCUACAGAUGUUGAAGAAAAGAUACGUAAUUUUACUGCAGAACAGUAUCAAUUGUUAGAACAGUUUCGUGAGAAAGCACAUAAUGAAUAUCGGUUAUUGACAAGCUUAUUACUUAAUGGUGAAGAACUAAAAAGGCUGACUGAUAAUACAGAAACUCCACGGCAGACUUCUGAUGAUAUUAAAGAAAAUAUAACUUCAAGAACUAAUGCAAAAAAUAUAAAAUCACACAGAACAACGAAUGAUGCAGCAUAUGUUAUUCAAACUAAUAUUAAAUGUGAACCAACUGUAAUGUCUUCUAAUGUACACAUUAAUAAUAGUAUAGAAAAACAAGAUGUCUAUGCAAAAGAGCCAAACAGUUUUGACACAGAAGCUUUGUUUCCACUUGAAGGAAUGGAAGAUACAUCAACUCCUGAUCAUCUUCGAUCUUCGGAAGAAGAAUCAGAUACUGAUGAUUCGGGCCAAGAUGAAGGUAUUCAUAUGCAUAGAGGUCAAAGAGGUGGACAUCCUACAUUAGCCAAAUCCUUGCCUGUUAAUGUACCAACUUUUCCUGCGUUUAUUCGAAAAGCAAUUCCAGAUCAAGGUGAUGAUCAGCUAUCAAGGGAUCCACUUGAUCCACAUAAUAUUCGAGCUUCUAUUAAAGCAUUAGCUAAGAGUGUUCAUGGUGAUACAGUCUUUGGAGAUUUACCACGUCCACGAUUUUCUACUCAGAUCUGAUUUGCGAAGAAUUAAAAAAUAGAAAACGAAAAGAAAAAGAAAAAGAAACAAAAAAAAAACAAAAAAGUGGUAUUAUAUUGUCACAUACAAUUUAAAAAAAAUUCAUAUAUGAUUGAUAAUUAUUAUGUCAUACAGUACUCACUUAAUCUUUGCUUUCUUUUCAAUGAAUGUUAUACAGAAAUUAUGUAUAAAUUCGAAAUAUAAAACGAUAUUAGAUGUUCGGGAUAGCAUACUUCCUAUAUGUAUUAUGGAAAAAAUUAAUGACAUCUUGGAUUUCAAGAUAUGUUAGAUUAUUUAGAAAAUAUAUUAUUGUGAAAGUGUCUCCAAUUAAUGGAUAAAAAUAAUUGAAUAUAUGUUACGUAUUUCUAAGAUGAUUCGUAAAAUGGAUUACUAAAUCAUUGAGAUUAAAAAGGUGGAUUAAAGUGAAUUGAGAUUUUAUGAUACCACAAUAAAGUAAAUAUUACAAAUAUUAAUAGGAUAUUAUAUAGAAAAGUUAAAGAUUUUUGCAUUAUGAUUGCAUUAUUGAGUGUUAUAAUCAUGUUGAUGAAAGUAGACGUUUUUCUUACGGUAGUUUAAGAAAAAGAAUAUAUGGUCAGUUUUCUGUCAUUAAUUGAUGAAAGUGAAAUAAUUUCUAUUUGUAAUAUUCGAUCCAAGAAAGAAAUUUUUAUUUAACAAAAACAUUCUGUAUGUUUCGUAUAACGAUGUUAUAAAAAUCUAUUUUAGAAAUGAAACAAAGAUAUUAAAAUAAUAGAAAUUUAAUAAAGUAUUCCUUCCAUUAUGUUACAAAAACAAAUAAGAGAGGAAUGAAAAAAUCGAUAUCAACAUAUAUUACAUAAUUGAAUACAAAUUAUUUGAAUAGAAUGUUUCAAUAAAAUUAAUGAUAAAUGUUAAUUAAUAAUUGCUUGUGUAAGAUAAAAAAUAAUUACAAAUUAUUUUACUGAAAUUGCUAUAUUGUAAUAAGUAAUUCUAAAUACUGUAUGUGAGUAAAUUAAUAUAUAACUUGUGACUGAAAUUUUGUAAAAAUAUAGUGCAGAUUUUUUUACAUAUGUAAUGAACUAUAUAAAAUUUACGUAAAAAAAAUUAAUACAGCUUUUUAGACUUAUAUCAUAUAUACAUAUACAUACAGACUGUUCUUACAAACAAUAUUUUUUUAUUAAUUUUAUUAUGGUUUGAAAUUUAAUUUUUUACUAUGGAAAAAGAUGCUUUUUGUAAAAUAUAAAAACAUUUUAAUAGAAAAAUUUCACUUUGAUAAAACUGUAACUAACAAAUAAUAUAUGACCAUUAGAUAUCAUAGUUUCAUUGUUAAAAAUUAUUUACAAUUACAUUUAUUUGAUAAAUAACUGUAAUAUUGCUAUCAUAAUAUAGCAUGUAAAGCAUUCAUCUCAUUAAGAAAGCUUUAUUUCUUAUGAAGUUUUUCAAUAUGAUGUCUUUCAUUAAAUUUUAUAAACAUAUUUUUAUGAAUCAAUGAAAAUACUAAAUAGAAUGUGCACCUGUGGUGCCUCUUAAAUAAAUAGUUUGUUUAUAUUAAACAUAUUAUGAUUUAUACUAACUGCAAGAAUAUUUUGCAUUAAUAUUAUUAUUAAAAAAAAAAAACAAAUUUAAAAUAGAAAUAGAACUUAAAUUAGAAAAAUGCAGUUUGCUAGCAGGACAUAUAAAUUCGAACCUAUAAAACUAUAAAUUUUGAUAUAUGUACACAUAUUUUAUCUUUAUUAUUAUCAACAUCAAAUGUUUAUAUUUAAGUCAAUGCAAUGUGUCAUUCUUAUAAUAAUAUUAGUGCUAUUGACAUAGUUUAUACAGAUUAAAUACCAUAAAAUAUUAGAACUACUAAAUUCGUAAUUUUUAAAAUAUUUUGAUUACAUAACUUGCAAUGAAAAUUAUAUGCUGUUUUAUAGUGAACUUUAUGACAAAUAAGCACAUGUAAGUCAUUCCAAUGACAAACUGCAUUGUAUCAUUUGUACUGAACUUAAUUUAUAUCAAGGCAUUAAUAAUGGUAAAUGAUUACAUACAAAAUGAAAGCUCCUGUAGUGCCUUCGAAAAAUUAU